GAAGCGCGGGCUCCUCCAAAUCUCGCUCUUUUGUGCUCGCGAGAUCUCGUGACGUCACCGCCGUCCGCCAUCUUGAACGCGGGCUAAGCAAUAAAUGCUCCCCACACUGAACCGCGGUCUUUCUCGAGACGCACCUCGCUGGGAGAGUGUCCGCAGCUCUGCGUUCGCGUCACGGUCCUGCGGUCGGCGGUCUCGGCGCGGUGCGGAACAAGGCCAGGCGGCCCCUGCUCGAGUCCCGCGUCGCCAUGGCCGCGGUUCCCGAGUUGCUGCAGCAGCAGGAGGAGGACCGCAGCAAGCUGAGAUCUGUGUCAGUGGACCUGAAUAUUGACCCCUCGCUUCAGAUUGACAUACCGGAUGCACUAAGUGAGAGAGAUAAGGUCAAAUUUACAGUGCACACCAAGACCACACUGCCCACAUUUCAGAGCCCAGAGUUUUCUGUUACAAGGCAACAUGAAGACUUCGUGUGGCUACAUGACACUCUUAUCGAAACAACAGACUAUGCUGGACUUAUUAUCCCGCCUGCUCCCACGAAGCCAGACUUUGAUGGCCCCCGAGAGAAGAUGCAGAAGCUGGGAGAGGGCGAAGGGUCUAUGACCAAGGAGGAAUUUGCCAAGAUGAAGCAAGAACUGGAAGCGGAAUAUCUUGCUGUCUUUAAGAAGACUGUGUCUUCCCAUGAAGUCUUUCUCCAGCGUCUUUCAUCUCACCCCGUUCUCAGUAAAGAUCGCAACUUUCAUGUUUUCUUGGAAUAUUAUCAGGAUCUAAGUGUCAGACGGAAGAAUACCAAAGAGGUGUUUGGUGGCUUUUUCAAAAGCGUGGUAAAAAGUGCUGAUGAAGUCCUUUUUUCUGGAGUUAAGGAGGUAGAUGACUUCUUUGAGCAAGAGAAGAAUUUCCUUAUUAACUACUACAAUAGGAUCAAGGAUUCCUGUGCAAAAGCUGACAGAAUGACCCGAUCUCAUAAAAAUGUUGCCGACGAUUAUAUCCACACUGCGGCCUGCUUGCACAGUCUGGCUGUAGAAGAGCCCACGGUCAUCAAAAAGUACCUGCUGAAGGUUGCUGAGCUGUUUGAAAAACUUAGGAAAGUGGAGGGUCGAGUCUCAUCAGAUGAAGACUUAAAGCUGACAGAGCUUCUUCGAUACUACAUGCUCAAUAUAGAGGCUGCUAAGGAUCUCUUAUACAGACGCACCAAAGCACUAAUUGACUAUGAGAACUCAAACAAAACUCUGGAUAAGGCCCGGUUAAAAAGCAAAGAUGUCAAGUUGGCUGAGGGGCACCAGCAGGAGUGCUGUCAGAAAUUUGAACAGCUUUCGGAAUCUGCAAAAGAAGAACUGAUAAAUUUCAAACGAAAAAGAGUGGCGGCAUUUAGAAAAAAUCUAAUCGAAAUGUCUGAACUGGAAAUAAAGCAUGCCAGAAACAAUGUCUCCCUCUUGCAGAGCUGUAUUGACUUGUUCAAGAACAACUGAUCUAUUCUGCCUUUACUCUGAAGGAAGGAAAUGAAUGUGAAAAAAAAAUCCCAGCGUCACUUGCACUUAAAUCAUUACCAUGGAAGAUUUAUUAGCUUCGACUUUAGUUUAAAAUUAUGUGAAUAAAUAUUUUGAUUUCUGAAAAUCUUUAACACUUAACCAUGUUGGUUUAAAAAAUAUUUCUAUUGCAUGCUACUUGGACAUAACUAAUCUUUCCUUAAGCAUUUAAUACCUCAGUGGGCAGUGGCUAAGCCCUGGGCUCUCCUGUCCUUUAUCUGUAAUUACUAAGAAAGGGUGUGGGCGAUGCAGGCCUUCUGGACAGAAUGGGGGCAGUGUUGACCUGAGUCUGCCUCGAGUUUCAUGUGCUCUUGUCCCCCCACACCUGUUCUUGUUUGGGUGGUGCCAGUUGCAGCUAAGCUGGGCUUGUUCCAGGUAGUCGCCUUCCUCAACUGGAUGGGUUUUUGCUGUCUGUUGCUCCUGUGGUUGUCAAGUAUUCUUGUACCAGUAGCAAGAGAUCGCCCUCUCCACGCACCCUUCGCAGCUCAGUUUGGUGGCAGUCAGGAUAUAAAUAUUGAGGGGAGAGGAGUAUUGAGGGCAUAUCUGAGAACACAUCCUGCGACUGGAUCUACAGAAGAGGGAUAUGUACUCCCUUCCCAGUGGGCCUUGGUGGGGGCAUUUGUUUUUUAUGAAAUACGUAAUAAAACAAUAGUGCUGCUGC
Carlito syrichta (Philippine tarsier) is the source of this 2178-nucleotide messenger RNA. RefSeq names its product sorting nexin 5 (gene SNX5). Bases 246 to 1460 code for a protein of 404 amino acids. Gene Ontology annotation, cellular component: endosome. Gene Ontology annotation, molecular function: phosphatidylinositol binding; dynactin binding. The record is from RefSeq and is a predicted model, not a curated record. Gene Ontology annotation, biological process: pinocytosis; intracellular protein transport. NCBI's taxonomy places the organism in Eukaryota, Metazoa, Chordata, Mammalia, Primates, Tarsiidae. The transcript has 14 exons.